Hevea brasiliensis (rubber tree) is the source of this 2304-nucleotide messenger RNA. RefSeq names its product NAD-dependent malic enzyme 62 kDa isoform, mitochondrial. The record is from RefSeq and is a predicted model, not a curated record. Bases 214 to 2097 code for a protein of 627 amino acids. Gene Ontology annotation, molecular function: NAD binding; malate dehydrogenase (decarboxylating) (NAD+) activity. Gene Ontology annotation, biological process: malate metabolic process; pyruvate metabolic process. Gene Ontology annotation, cellular component: mitochondrion. The transcript is spliced from 19 exons. NCBI's taxonomy places the organism in Eukaryota, Viridiplantae, Streptophyta, Magnoliopsida, Malpighiales, Euphorbiaceae.
ACCAGGAGCCCCGUGGCACAGCCCGUUUCGUUAACACAUCGUUUGACUCAACGACCAAAUUUACUAAAGAAAGAAAACGGAAGAGAAGUAACUGCUCAGCGUCUCGGAGCUCUCCUCUCCUUGCUCACUCACUUCUCUUGCCGCUCGGACUUAGGGUGUCGACUGUUAUCUUUCACAUUGAUCUAUCUCUGAUUCCGUUUUGCACUCAAAAUAAUGUCCAACUUCUCUUACCAGAUCAGAGCAUCCUUGUCUCUGAUCAAACGCCUAAAACAAAGAUUUAUGAAUCCAGCUGCUCUAACGCAGACUGCUAGAUCUAUCACUACAACCGAGGGCCACCGUCCCACUAUUGUGCACAAGCGAAGCCUUGAUAUUCUUCAUGAUCCUUGGUUCAACAAGGGAACAUCGUUUUCUAUAACGGAACGAGAUCGUCUUGAUCUUCGGGGACUUCUUCCUCCCAAUGUUAUGUCUUCUGAGCAACAAAUUGAACGGUUCAUGGCUGACUUGAAGAGGCUUGAAGUGCAUGCUAGAGAUGGACCUUCUGAUCCAAAUGCUUUGGCCAAGUGGCGCAUACUUAAUAGGUUGCAUGACAGAAAUGAAACAAUGUACUAUAAGGUUCUGAUUGCCAAUAUCGAGGAAUAUGCACCCAUCGUAUAUACUCCCACUGUGGGUCUUGUUUGCCAAAAUUACAGUGGUUUAUUUAGAAGGCCAAGAGGAAUGUAUUUCAGUGCUGAGGAUCGUGGAGAAAUGAUGUCCAUGGUUUAUAACUGGCCAGCUGAGCAGGUUGAUAUGAUUGUUGUUACGGAUGGAAGUAGGAUACUAGGUCUUGGAGAUCUUGGAGUCCAGGGGAUUGGAAUUGCAAUUGGGAAGCUGGAUUUAUAUGUUGCUGCUGCUGGGAUAAAUCCUCAAAGGGUGCUUCCUGUCAUGAUUGAUGUUGGAACCAACAAUGAGAAGCUGCUCAAAGACCCCUUGUAUUUGGGAUUGCAAGAACACCGUCUUGAUGGCGAUGAGUAUGUUGCAGUAAUUGAUGAAUUCAUGGAGGCAGUGUUUACUCGUUGGCCACAAGUGAUUGUGCAGUUUGAGGAUUUUCAAAGCAAGUGGGCGUUCAAGCUAUUGCAGCGCUACAGGAAUACCUACAGAAUGUUCAAUGAUGAUGUCCAGGGUACAGCAGGGGUUGCAAUUGCUGGCCUUCUAGGAGCUGUAAGGGCACAAGGCAGGCCAAUGAUUGAUUUUCCCAAACAAAAGAUUGUUGUUGCUGGUGCUGGAAGUGCUGGAAUAGGGGUUCUUAAUGCCGCAAGGAAAACAAUGGCCAGGAUGUUGGGAAAUAAUGAAUCUGCAUUCAAAAGUGCAUUGAGUCAGUUCUGGGUAGUUGAUGCUAAGGGUCUGAUCACAGAGGAACGUGAAAAUAUUGACCCAGAAGCCCUGCCAUUUGCAAGGAAGAUCAAAGAAGCUAAUCGUCAAGGAUUAAGGGAGGGUGCAAGCCUUGCAGAAGUGGUGCGGGAAGUGAAGCCUGAUGUUCUUCUUGGAUUAUCUGCAGUUGGAGGAUUGUUCUCAAAAGAGGUAUUAGAGGCCCUCAAAGGUUCAACUUCAACUAGACCAGCAAUCUUUGCCAUGUCAAACCCUACAAAAAAUGCUGAAUGCACUCCUGAAGAAGCAUUUUCUAUUGUGGGUGACAAUGUUAUAUUUGCAAGUGGAAGUCCUUUCAAAGAUGUGGAUCUUGGAAAUGGUCAUGUUGGCCACUGUAACCAGGGAAACAACAUGUAUCUCUUUCCAGGUAUCGGGCUUGGGACGCUUCUCUCUGGCUCUAGGAUCAUCUCUGAUGGCAUGCUACAGGCUGCAGCUGAAUGCCUAGCUGCAUAUAUGACAGAAGAUGAGGUUCUGCAAGGGAUCAUAUACCCUUCAACAUCUAGGAUACGAGAUAUAACAAAGCAGGUAGCUGCAGCUGUUGUGAAGGAAGCCAUAGAAGAGGAUCUUGCAGAAGGAUAUCGUGAGAUGGAUGCUCGAGAGCUUCGAAAACUUAACGAGGAGGAAAUCCUAGAAUUUGUGAAAAACAACAUGUGGAGUCCAGAGUACCCAACGUUGGUCUAUAAGAAGGAUUGAGCAUAAGUCUCCCAUAACAUUCGUCAUGAUUCUGCUUUGCAAUGCAUUAAUGAGGAUUGCUGUAUGUAUUCAUUCUGUCAAAAGUUGGCAUCAAUAAGUUCGUUUCAAGUUUCUAUAUUUUUUGUCAUUGGCGUAUGUCCGUAGAUCUUAAAUAUGUAUAUUGUAAGUAAAUAUUUCUCAAAUUGCUGCAUUCAACCCUUUCUCCAA